Messenger RNA from Chlorella variabilis, 426 nucleotides. RefSeq lists its product as hypothetical. The record is from RefSeq and is a predicted model, not a curated record. The coding region runs from base 1 to 426 and encodes 141 amino acids. NCBI's taxonomy places the organism in Eukaryota, Viridiplantae, Chlorophyta, Trebouxiophyceae, Chlorellales, Chlorellaceae. The transcript is spliced from 3 exons.
AUGGAGGCCGUGGAGACGGUGCAGGCGCAGGCACAGGAGGUGGCAGCCAGCCACAAGGCCGCCUGCGGCGCCUUCUUCAACGACAUCGAGGUGCUGUCAGCCACGGCAAGCGACUACCUGGCCCUGCUGAGCAAGCAUGCGGCUGUGGCUGAUGCGCAGAAGCUGCGCACCGCAGCCCUCAAGAUGCGGCUCAGCCAGCUGGCCAAGGAUCGGCGCAGCAGGGAGGCAGCAGUGGCGGCUAUCGUGGAGGCCAAGCAGCGCGAGCUGGACAGGCAGGGGCUUGCUGCGGCCAUGGGGCCUGGUGUGGGCAUCUUGCGGAGGCUGCUGCAGGAGGAGCGGGAGGAGCAGAAGCAGGAGGCCAGCGCUGCAACCAUCGAACCCUCGCUGUCCACCCCAGUGCCGUCGCCAGACAGCAGGACGGGGUGA